AUGCCCAGUGCUACCGGAGCUGAAUGGGAGAAGUACAAGAAGAACUUCGCUGACGAUGAGAUUCCCGAGAAAAAAAUCACACCUUUAACAGAUGAGGACAUUCAGGUGCUGAAAACAUACGGAGCUGCGCCGUACGCCGCUGCUCUCAAGAACCUCGAGAAACAGAUCAAAGAAAAGCAACAAAGUGUGAACGAGAAGAUUGGUGUUAAGGAAUCUGAUACUGGACUUGCUCCUCCUCAUUUAUGGGAUGUCGCCGCGGAUCGUCAACGCAUGGCUGAAGAGCAACCCCUGCAGGUCGCUCGAUGCACAAAGAUAAUACAGGACGAAAAAGAUGCCGACAAAAGCAAAUAUGUCAUCAACGUAAAGCAAAUCGCUAAAUUCGUUGUCAAUCUCGGUGAGCGGGUCAGUCCUACGGAUAUUGAGGAGGGCAUGCGUGUCGGUGUCGAUCGUAACAAAUACCAAAUCUUACUUCCUCUCCCGCCGAAAAUCGAUCCCAGCGUGACGAUGAUGCAGGUCGAAGAUAAGCCAGAUGUCACAUACGGAGAUGUUGGAGGAAGCAAAGAGCAAAUCGAGAAACUGCGAGAGGUUGUUGAAAUGCCAUUGCUGUCACCCGAACGCUUUGUCAACCUAGGUAUCGACCCUCCUAAAGGUGCCCUUCUAUAUGGUCCUCCCGGCACGGGAAAGACGUUGUGCGCGAGAGCUGUUGCGAACCGUACAGACGCUACAUUCAUUCGAGUCAUUGGCAGUGAAUUGGUCCAAAAGUACGUGGGUGAAGGUGCUCGCAUGGUACGUGAGCUCUUCGAAAUGGCACGAACCAAGAAAGCUUGCAUUAUUUUCUUCGAUGAAAUCGACGCGAUUGGAGGUGCUCGUUUUGACGAUGGUGCUGGCGGUGAUAACGAAGUUCAGCGUACGAUGUUGGAACUUAUCACACAGCUUGAUGGCUUCGAUUCUCGUGGUAACAUCAAGGUCAUGUUCGCAACUAAUCGACCCUCUACUCUGGAUCCUGCGCUGAUGCGUCCUGGCCGUAUUGAUCGCAAAAUCGAAUUCUCACUACCAGACAUGGAGGGACGCGCUAACAUUCUCCGCAUCCAUGCGAAAAGUAUGUCUGUCGAACGUGAUAUUCGAUGGGAAUUGAUUUCCAGACUGUGCCCGAAUGCUACAGGUGCUGAACUGCGCAGUGUGGCAACGGAGGCUGGCAUGUUCGCAAUCCGGGCUCGCCGGAAGGUUGCUACAGAGAAGGACUUCCUUGCUGCUGUUGACAAGGUGAUCAAGGGCAAUCUCAAGUUCAACUCGACAGCAACGUAUAUGCAGUACAACUAG
Talaromyces proteolyticus is the source of this 1320-nucleotide messenger RNA. RefSeq names its product putative proteasome regulatory particle subunit Rpt1. Gene Ontology annotation, molecular function: proteasome-activating activity; ATP binding; ATP hydrolysis activity. The coding region runs from base 1 to 1320 and encodes 439 amino acids. The record is from RefSeq and is a predicted model, not a curated record. Gene Ontology annotation, biological process: proteasome-mediated ubiquitin-dependent protein catabolic process. Gene Ontology annotation, cellular component: proteasome regulatory particle, base subcomplex. The transcript has 4 exons. NCBI's taxonomy places the organism in Eukaryota, Fungi, Ascomycota, Eurotiomycetes, Eurotiales, Trichocomaceae.